This is a messenger RNA of Motacilla alba alba, 6872 nucleotides long. RefSeq names its product epidermal growth factor (gene EGF). Lineage: Eukaryota; Metazoa; Chordata; Aves; Passeriformes; Motacillidae. The record is from RefSeq and is a predicted model, not a curated record. Gene Ontology annotation, molecular function: calcium ion binding. The coding region runs from base 519 to 4325 and encodes 1268 amino acids. The transcript has 25 exons.
CCAAGUCUGGAUGUAAAAACAACUGCGUUUCGGAGAAGGACGGUACCUGGAGAUUUCGCUCCCUGCCCUCCACUGAGAGCUGCGCUGAAGAGUUUUCUGAAUGCUCUGCUUUAAAGAUUUAAACGGCAGCUUUGUUGAAGGGAAAUUUAAAGUGAUCCUUGAGAGCAUGGCUUUUGAGCUGUGUUAAAUUUGUGGCAAGAGUGUCAGGCAUUUCAUACUUGGCUUCCAAAAGAGAAAAAAAAAAAGAAACGAAAGAGCGAGAGGAAAAAAAAAAGCCCUGAUGUGUGUGGGGAAGAAAUCUCCCAGGAAUUUCUUCAAGGUUGUAGUCAGACACAGUAAGGUCUAAAGUGACAAGAAAAGCAAGGCAAAGAUAAAACUUGAAAUUGUGAUAAGAUGUCUGAGUCUAAAGUGACAGAUUGCAGAAAACUUUUGGGAUUACACAUGCUCAUCUUGUCCUGGAUAUGACUGAAUACAAGCUAGUUUUUCUCCAGUGACAGCUCAAAAAACCCCUCAAGAUUAUGUUUCUCUUCCUUGUUGCUUUUUUGCCAGUGGUUUUUAAAAUUGGUUUUGCCAGCCUCUCAGCUCUGCAGCACUGGAACUGUCCUAAUGGAUACAGAAUAAAGCCUGAAAACUCUGCUUGUGUAGAUAUUGAUGAGUGCCUUGAAGGUGGUUUGGGAACCUGUGGCCAAACCUGUAUCAACGUUCCAGGGUCGUACAUCUGCUCCUGUUUGCCUGGCUACUCCUUGGGUAUUGACAAGCAGUCUUGCUAUGUGAACGACCCAGCGCCAUUCCUGCUGUAUAGCCAUGGAAAUGCCAUCUUCAGAAUUGACACUGAAGGGACAAAUCAUGAAAGAUUGGUUUCUGAUACUGGUCCAUCAACACUUACGGAUUUUCAUUAUAUAGACGAGAAAGUGUAUUGGGUAGACUCUGAAAGGCGACUACUUCAAAGAAUUAAUCUAAAUGGCACAAAACGAGAGAGACUUUGUUACAUAGACAAAGGCAUUUCAGGAUUUGCUAUUGACUGGAUAAAUCAAGACAUUCUCUGGGCCAACAGACAGAAAGGAACCAUAGAAGCAACCGACAUGAAUGGGAAGAAACGCCGAGUUCUUCUAAGAGCUGUUGGUCGUCCCACAAGGAUUACCAUUGAUGCUGAACAAAGGCUGUUAUUUUUGUCUUCAGAUGGUACAGUUUCCAGUAUACACCGAGCGUCCCUCAGUGGAAGUGAUAUGAUAAAUAUUUUAAAAACUACAGAAAAAAUAAAGGCCAUCUCACUAGAUUUGGUUGACACAAGGCUCUACUGGAUCCAACAUGACCACAGUAAAGAGAUUUCCCAUAUUGGAUCAUGUGACUAUGAUGGUGGAGCUGUUCGUUUCCUCAGAAAUUCUAUCCGACAUCAAUUGCUUGGUAUGUCUCUCUUUGCUGAGCACCUGUACUACUCAGACUUGAAGUCUGGCAUGAUAUGGAGAGCCAACAAAUAUACUGGAAAUGUUGUAGUCACAAUUAGCCUGAAGCCAUCAUUCUUCCCACCAGUGGAGAUAAAAAUAGUACAUCCAUUUAAGCAGCCAGGUGCAAGGAUUGAUUCUCAGGAUUUGGAAAAAGGAAUCUGUGAUUUGAGCAGAGAAAAGUGCAGAAGAAGAAUCUGCAGGCCAGACUCAAGGACUCAUCGGUGUAAAUGUUCUAGUGGCUUUAUUUUAAGUAGAAAUAAACAGUUUUGUGAAGACAUUAAUGAAUGUGGCUUUUGGAAUCAUGGCUGCACUUUAGGCUGCGUGAACAUCCCUGGUUCCUAUUACUGCACCUGCCCGAGAGGCUUUGUUCUGCUGCCUGAUAGGAAAACAUGCCAUGAGCUAAUUACCUGUACGAGUAAUGACACCGGAUGUAGUCACGGCUGCCUUCAAACAUCUAAAGGCCCUGUUUGCUUUUGCCCAGAAGGAUCUGUGCUCAAAGCGGAUGGCAAAACAUGCACAGGUUGUACAUCUCCAGAUAAUGGUGGCUGCAGUCAGAUAUGCUCUUCUUUAAGCCCAUCCUCCUGGGAGUGUGCUUGUUUUCCUGGAUAUAAGCUUCAGCGAGACAGAAAGCACUGCACUGCUAUAGGUCCUAAGCCAUUUUUGUUAUUUGCAAAUGGCCAAGAUAUCCGCCAGAUCAGUUUUGAUGGAACAGAUUACGCAAGUUUACUUGACUGGCAGAUGGGAGUAGUCUUAGCACUGGACUCUGACCCGGUGGAAAAUAAGAUUUACUUUGCCCACACUGCCUUGAAAUGGAUAGAACGAGCUAAUCUGGAUGGCUCAGAUCGUGAAAAGGUUAUUCAUGGAGCUAUAGAUACACCCGAAGGCCUUGCUGUGGACUGGAUUAACCGUAAAUUAUACUGGACAGACAGAGGGAAGGUGUGCAUUGAGAGGAGCAAUCUGAAUGGAAUGCAAAGAAAAAUGAUCAUCUGGGAGGAUCUCUCCCAGCCCCGAGGGAUUGCCAUUCACCCAUUUGCUAAGAGAUUAUUCUGGACUGACAUGGGGGCCAAUCCGCGGAUUGACAGCUCUUCAUUGGAAGGCUUCGAUCGCAGGGUCGUAGCCAGCACUGGCCUGCUGUGGCCCAGUGGAAUAGCUCUGGACUACUUGGCUGACAAGGUGUACUGGUGUGAUGCUAAACAGGCCGUGGUUGAGAGCGCAAACCUGGAUGGUUCUGGUCGUCGAAUUCUUGCACAGAAUGAUGGUUUCUUGCGUGUGUUCUACAGAUGUGGAAGUGAUAAACCUAAUGUCUUUGUAGGCCGCCCUUUUGCUGUAGCGGUGUUUGAGGACCACCUGUGGUUUUCUGACUGGGCUAGGCCAUCACUAGUGAGGGUGGACAAGAAGACCGGCCAAAACAGGGUACGUCUCCGAGGCAGCAUGCUGAGACCCUCAUCAGUGGUUGUAGUUCAUCCUUUGGCGAAACCAGGGGCAAAUCCUUGCCUUUAUGAGAAUGGAGGCUGUGAUCAGAUCUGUGAAAACAGGUUUGGAAUUGUCCACUGCAAGUGCCAUCCAGGAUUUGUGAAAACUCAAGGUGGAAAAUCCUGUCAUGCUCUGGAUUCUUCUAACUCAACAGCAGGAAGUGUUUUUGUGCGCAAGGAGGUAAUGCCAAUGCCACCACCAGAGACUGUGCUCCAGAGCACUGGAAUUUUUAAGGAUGCAGACAAUGGGGAAAAGCAGAAAAUAAUUUUCUUUACAGCUGAAAUCAUGGUAUCAGAUGAAGAUGACUGCACUGCCCUAGAAUGUUAUGUCAAUGCAGAGUGUGUUUUGCUGGAAGAUGGUGCUAUGUGCCAGUGUUUGAAAGGAUUUACCAGGAAGGGGAAAUCAUGCUAUGACGUGGACGAGUGCGCCGCACGCAUGGACCGCUGCAAUCGAAGCGUGUCUGACUGCAUCAACACGGAAGGGGGCUACGUCUGUAGGUGCCUGGAAGGCUACACUGGAGAUGGAGUCCAUUGCUAUGAUAUUGAUGAGUGCCAGACGGGGUCCCACACCUGUGGAGAGAACAUGACCUGCACAAAUACAGAAGGAAACUUCACUUGCUCGUGUGCUGAUCCUGCUUCCGGAACUGGCGUCGGUUGCAAGUCUACUGCUUCCCCAGCUGCUGUCAGCAAUGAGUACACUACAAAGGCUGUGCAAGGUGAUGUUGUAGGAUGUCCUCCUUCGUACGAGUCAUACUGCCUCCAUGGUGGAGUGUGCAAUUAUGUUUCUGACCUACAAGACUAUGCCUGCAACUGUGUGACGGGCUACGUGGGGGAGCGCUGCCAGUUCAGCGACCUGGAGUGGUGGGAGCAGCAGCGCGCCGGCCGGGCGAAGGCGCGGAGCAUCGCCAUCACCGCGGGCGCCGCCGGGCUGGCCCUGCUGCUGCUGCUGCUGGCCGCCCUGGCUGCCUACUGCCGCAGAAGUCAGAAUUUGUAUAAGAAGAAUCUCUGUGCAGAGGCGAUAAGAGCUGCCAGCAGCCGCGCUGACAACGAGAGCGUAACACCUACUGGCAACAACUCUCUGUUUGCGGUUUUUAAGGAGGGUAACAGUUCUCUGGAGACUAAAGCAGUUGAUCUAAUUGAGUGUGAGACAGCAGAUCCUCAUCCUGCCUGUCCUUCAGAAUCUGAGGAAGAGCAGCCUGUAACAUGUGACAAAGCAGCAGAGACUUUGGCAGAAGAGGAGAAAGAACAAGGCCACCGAAAAGAGGGUCCUGUUGGUGAGAAAUUGCUCCAGUCCCCAGCAGCGGUGAAGGGCUCUCCCCAGGCUCCCUGGAGCAUCCAUCCCAAUCCCCUGCCAGAAAGGGAGCCUUGCAAUCUUGACCCAGCCAGCUUGCUGAUGCAGCCAGACUAGAAGCAGUCUGUGUUUGAACGGGAAAAGGAGGAAGUCAGCAAAGGAUGGGAACUCACAAACACUGAAGCAACACUCCUUUUUUUCCCAUUAAAACCUGCUUUAGAAAAAACCCACCAUUAUUCAUAACAAAACAGAGAAGGCCUUGCCACUCCUUCCCUGUCAUCUUUGCCUGGAAGAAUUACUGAUCAACAUAUUGGCAGUGAGUACUGUAUAAGUAUCACUGCUGCUCACUUCAUUAACUGCCUGCUGAAAGUCACUGGGAGGAAGAGAGUCAAGUGGGUGAUUUAUCAGUGAUAAGUAUUUUCUAAGGGAGCUCGUUGCAAGUCGUGAUCUUUACACACACUGAGUUGAGAAACUGCCUAGAAAGUGGAACACAAGGACAGCUGCAGAGAAACAGGAAUGGAGGAUAAAGCAGAAAAAUUAGUUCAAAAUGAUCUUACUAUAAAAAAAUUUUUAUGGACACUUUAUGCCUCUCCCCAGUGCUGCUGAAAGACCAGUGCAACUUCUUGGAUUCCACCUGAGAUGUUCUUGUGUCUAGCAAGCACCACAUAGGAUCUUGAAUUUCUCAGGUUUUGUGUUCUGGAGGAUGUUUUGCAGGCACAUGUUAUUAAUGGUGGGCAGCAUUUGAGGGGAAAGGUGUUUCCUCCAUUUUUUUUUCCCAGCGUACACUGGUCCUUCAGAGCAUAACAGGGUUAUUUCUGGGCUGAGGAAGUGGGUUUCUGUCUGCCUUCAGCCCUGCAGAGAGGCAUGUGCUGGAGCUGUCCUUGUCUUAUAAAGGUGUGCCUGGCACCAAAACCUGGUCCAUUAUAUAGAACUCAGUGUGAGGACAGAAGUCCAGCCAAUUGCUGUUCCAAAAGACCAGGAGAAGUGGGACAAAACCACAAAAAAGCCGCUUCAGUUCAGACUGACUUCCACUCAACUGAUUUGUGCUGCCUGUAGAAUCUGAGGGAACAAUUGGAAAACUGAACAAAUUUUUUCCUGUAACUGGAUUUCUAACACCUAUCAGGUCAUUUACUCUCUUGCAAAGCUCUGUAGUAUGCAGAGAUGAGGUCAGUUGGUGUGAGCAUGGUGCUGAUAACACCAAGGUUGUGGCUUCAAUCCCUUCAAGCCUUUCACUCCAGAGUUGGGCUUGAUGAUCCUUGUGGGUCCCUUCCAACUCAGAACAUUCUGUGAUAUCAAGUGAUUUUCAUCAACUUGUCUUGACAUCCUAAGGCUGUUUUCAGAAUCUUUUGGAAGAUGCCUGAACAUCAGCUGAAUUACUAAUAAUGAUUUUAUUAUUUGUGGGGGAUCUCUCAGUCCUCUGUUUUUGAAGCCUGCUGGUGUAACCUUUAAACUCUGCUACAGUGCCCACCACUAAUGUUCCUUGUAAUUCAUUAGAUGGAUAAUAGUGGCAAACAUUACUAAUUUCUGUGUUUACUAUUCUGCUUUUCUGGGUUCCUUUUGAAUCCUGCCAGAAAGGUAUGGAAUGUUGUCAUUUUUGUUGUUUGUUUGUUUUUUUUCACCAGCUCUGCAGGCCAAUAUGGGAAAGAGUUUUGAAAUGCUCUUACUUCUUAUCCAAAAUGGUUACACACUGGAGUAACUUUGUGAAGUCAGUUUUGUUUUAUGUUGUUGAAACAGUAAUGACACUGAGUCCUGGUUUUGUAGAGGGUUGUCACUUAACUUCUAAAGUGAUUUUGAAUUGUUGAUUCUGUUUUCUAACCACAUCAAUUCUGGACUCAGAAUAAACUUGUAAAAUACUAAUUUUCAAAGCUUAGUUGGAACUACUAGCCAUGAAGACUCAUGCUCUUGUGUGAAUGGUAACAAAGGUACUUCCACAGAAAGAGAAAUAGUUGAGAGGUGUUGACAUAUUAAACUGUGUUCAGGAGCAGGCAACAACUGUGUUGAAUCAUUAGGAUUUGAUAGAUUUGAUUUUAAGUUUGGUAUUGUUUAAUUUCACUAACAUUGUUCAAAGCAUCUAGUUUGGAUUCCCUGGUCUUUCAGUCACUAUUCUUCUGUAUUUUAAUGUGAAGAGAGUCCAGGUCUAAAGGCCCCAGUCCAAAAAAGCAUUUUGUUCCCAUGAGAGCUUCCCAGUAAAAAGACUUUGAUCCCUGCACUUUGAGUUUUUCUGGUGAAGUAUGUUUGUGUGCUUAAAAUGCAAGUGUUGUGUUGAAUGACAGUCAACAUUUCAUUGGAAGCUUACCCAAUCAAAAGAAAUAAAGAUAUGUAACUUUGAAUCUUGCUGGAAUAAAGAUGUUUCAGACUCCUUAAAAAUUAGUUUGCUAUUCUAUCCUGGGUAUUUUUUGUUUACUUUGCUUUCCUUCCAAGGAUCUAACUUUAAAUUAGAUAGUAUUCUUUACAGAAUAAGAUAGGGAAACCAAGCUGAUAUGUUUUUGUAAUUAGAGUGUUUGAAGUUUUAAAUGUUUCCUUAACUCAGCUCUAAACUCAAAAUAAUAUUUAGUGUAAAAACUUGAAAUGAUAUUUCAAUACAAAUUUAAUAUAUUUGGUUUAUUUGUAUGUUUAUAAAGUUAUUGAUUUGUAAAUAAAAUUUUAAAAAAUACCAGACAAAAA